Messenger RNA from Funneliformis caledonium, 342 nucleotides. Lineage: Eukaryota; Fungi; Glomeromycota; Glomeromycetes; Glomerales; Glomeraceae. The record is from the annotation of a GenBank genome assembly.
AUGACUACAGUCGGGUUGGAUCCUUUAUUUGCAGUUCCGAAAAGGAGUACAUAUUCACAUAACUAUAGUCAGGCUGGAUGCUUGACUUUACAGUUGUCCUGUUGUGAUCUCUCUGCCAGGCAUCGAACAAAAUAUAAGGACAUCAACAUAUUUUGGCAACAAGUUGAGAAUGAAAUAUUGAUUGAUCAUGCCGAAACAAAAAUAGCUUACAAAAUUAUCCAUAGAUCUGCUGGUCUUGUUGAUACAGCACUCAUAAACGUAAAGGGAAAGUUGCAGAAUUGGAAAUGUGCAAGUGUAGAUGAAGAGCGAUUCCUAAAAAUCAACAAAUUUAUGAUGCCUACA